AUGGUUCACGCCGUGAACUUCGAUCGCAAGAUGAUUUUAUUGGCCUGCCGGCUUGCACAUGACUUGGACAUGAAAAAUCUUCUUCUAAACGUGCUGAAGGCUCUUCUUGAAACGUUAAACCUCCGAGAGAACGUGGGGAACAGCACUGAAGCCAUGACAUUGGUAAGAUGUAUUAUCAGGCUUAUUGUGAAACUCCUUGGAGAACCUGCUGCCGAUUUGAACCGUUUAGUGGCGGCAUUACUUCACCACCUGAACAUUGCGGUGACUGUGGCAGAAUCCUGUGAACAGCCAGCCAUGCUUUCAAGAGAUGUAUCCUGGCUCUGGAGGACUGCAUAUAAUUGUGCUAUCCAAGCUUGUUCCGAUUGGGAAGACAGAGAAGAUCAAAUAUCUGACAUCUUUGACGCAGCGAGACGAGUCAGUGACUUUCUGACGACUAUUCUUCCUGGGGUUAAUCAGAUCACGCAGCUUCUCGAACUCUACACUCUACACGCAACUGUAGACGUGGACCAAGCUAUCUAUAUUUACUUGGUGAAUGCCUCAUUUGCAUCCGCUUCGGGCCGUGUUAUGUCUUUCAGACGUUUGCGGUCGCAGACGGAAUCGAUUGAUUCUGGAAAAUACCGCGAUUUGUUUAACAACAUCAAUCAAUCAUUACAACGUAUUAGCAAGGUUUUGCGAGAAGAGAAGGUAUCACAAGAAGACCUUCCUCGACUUGAAUCAUCCUUGCAGAUUUUACGAGUUUUCAUAGUCGAAGUGGCAUCUCACCUGUCAGAUUGGACCACGGUCUUGGCCACCAUUGAGGAACGUUAUAAUUCCCUCAUUUACAGGUCAGACAACUUAUUCUACAUGCAGGAAGCAUCUCGCUCUGAUCGCGAUUCGUUGGAGACGUACGAGGCAUUCGCGGACGCUCUAUGGGAAGACAAAAACUGUCCCAUACACGUCCUUUUCACAGCGCUAGAGGCCACACUUCAUGCGUGCUUGGCCCGCGGACACUUUUCUUUGGAGAAAUUUGCUCGAGCCGAUCGAUCCAAGGCGAUUAGAUACGUGGAUCAAGCUAUCGCUGUCCUGGAGGAGCACGGCGACGCUAGGAACGGCGGUGAACUGCUCUAUCCUCUGGACGAGCGUCAGUGGCUUCUGAGCACAGCGUACAACACUGGCCUCGAGUGUCUCCAUGCGUCCAUGGUUGAUGAAGCAAAGCGUUGGUUCGAAUGCUCCACCAUUAUCUGUCGCUUCGUUCCCGAUGGUCGGCAACGUGCAGAAAAGCGACCUCUUAGCACGCUACCCGACUAG
Molecule: messenger RNA, 1287 nt
Organism: Suillus fuscotomentosus
Lineage: Eukaryota; Fungi; Basidiomycota; Agaricomycetes; Boletales; Suillaceae
Exons: 12
Coding region: 1-1287 (428 amino acids)
Biological process (GO): regulation of synaptonemal complex assembly
Source: RefSeq, a predicted model, not a curated record